AGAUUAAAACAAACAAAAAAAACCCGCGACUAUUUGAUUCAGCAGGUCACACAGGGGCCUUUUUAUACGCUUUAAGCACAAACUGCUUAGGAAUAGCACUACUUUUUUUUCAACCCUAACAUUUGAACUUUUUUUUUCCUGACAUAAUGCCAGCCACGAGUGAAAUAUACACGGCGGAACAGUGUAACGCAGCAGAGGAGAAGAAGACUCCAGAGGACUCGGCUCCAUUCUCUCUGUUCUGUGAUGAGCGCGGAUAUCUGAACCAGAUCAAAUAUGUUUUACAGACUGGAGUGAAAAAGGGCGACCGCACAGGAACAGGAGUCGUCUCAGUGUUCGGGUUACAGGCCAGAUACAACCUGCGAGAUCAGUUUCCUUUGCUAACGACCAAACGUGUUUUCUGGAAAGGAAUCUUGGAGGAGUUACUGUGGUUCAUAAAGGGUUCUACAAAUGCGAAAGAGCUUUCAGAGAAAGGUGUGAAGAUUUGGGAUGCCAACGGCUCCCGAGAGUUUCUUGAUAAGAAUGGAUUCACUGAGCGUGAGGAAGGUGACUUGGGCCCCGUGUAUGGCUUCCAAUGGAGACAUUUUGGAGCAGAGUACAAAGACAUGCAUGCUGAUUACUCAGGCCAAGGUGUUGACCAGUUGCAGAAAGUCAUCAACACCAUCAAGUCCAAUCCUGAGGACAGGAGGAUCAUCAUGUGUGCAUGGAAUCCUAAAGAUCUUCCCCUGAUGGCUCUGCCACCCUGUCAUGCUUUGUGCCAGUUCUACGUCUCAGAUGGUGAGCUGUCAUGUCAGUUAUACCAGCGUUCAGGAGACAUCGGCCUGGGUGUCCCCUUCAACAUUGCCAGCUAUGCCCUACUCACAUACAUGAUCGCCCAUAUCACAGGGCUCAAGCCUGGUGAUUUUGUACAUACUCUUGGUGAUGCCCACAUCUACCUCAACCACAUUGAGCCUCUAAAAGUGCAGCUUCAGAGGGAGCCACGGCCUUUCCCUAAACUGAAAAUCCUUCGCAAUGUGGACCGUAUUGAUGAUUUUAGAGCUGAGGAUUUUGAGAUAUGUGACUAUAAUCCAUACCCCACAAUCAAGAUGCAGAUGGCAGUUUAAACGACACAGCCUCUUGCAGUUAUUCACAUGAUUGGUGAGUGUUUCGGCCCCUGAAUGCAUCUCCACACCUCUCCAUGAGGAAACUGAUGUUUCUGCACCGAUGACUCCAACAUCUCGCAUGAGAAUCCAGGAUCCUAAUGAGACCCAACACCAAGCAUGAGACAUAAACAAUGCAGAACUAGAUUUGAAUACUGAAACCCUCUGAAUAAAUCCGUGUACCCUACAAGUAA
This is a messenger RNA of Ictalurus punctatus (channel catfish), 1330 nucleotides long. It is a transcript of the gene tyms, whose product is annotated as thymidylate synthetase. Lineage: Eukaryota; Metazoa; Chordata; Actinopteri; Siluriformes; Ictaluridae. The transcript has 8 exons. The coding region runs from base 147 to 1100 and encodes 317 amino acids. Gene Ontology annotation, cellular component: cytosol; mitochondrion. Gene Ontology annotation, molecular function: thymidylate synthase activity. The record is from RefSeq and is a predicted model, not a curated record. Gene Ontology annotation, biological process: dTMP biosynthetic process.